Metopolophium dirhodum (rose-grain aphid) is the source of this 2697-nucleotide messenger RNA. It is a transcript of the gene thoc5, whose product is annotated as THO complex subunit 5 homolog. Gene Ontology annotation, biological process: mRNA export from nucleus; positive regulation of DNA-templated transcription, elongation. The transcript has 13 exons. NCBI's taxonomy places the organism in Eukaryota, Metazoa, Arthropoda, Insecta, Hemiptera, Aphididae. The coding region runs from base 375 to 2360 and encodes 661 amino acids. The record is from RefSeq and is a predicted model, not a curated record. Gene Ontology annotation, molecular function: mRNA binding. Gene Ontology annotation, cellular component: THO complex part of transcription export complex.
CUUAUAGGUCUAUGGGUAAUAGUUGAAUUUUUUUAGGUUAUGUUAAUUUAUCAUUUAUUUGUAGUAUGUUGAUGAUACAAUGAUGGGCCAUAGACGAAGGCGAUAGCGCUUCGUACCGUUUUGCUUUAUUUGAGUGUAUUAUAAUAUCGUGUUACAUUUUAUGUAUUUAAUAUUUAUGCUAAUUCCUUUUUCUUCUUGACGUUGUUAAUGAUAUUUAGUAGGUAUUUACAAAGUACAAACUAUAAUUCGGCUAGUUUGCUUGAAAUCAUCAUCCGAGAAUAUUAUUAUUCCAUUUGUUUAUAAUUUCUCAUUUGUUGAUUCAUGUACUUUAUGUCCGUUUAAUAUUUUUGAAAGAGCGUUCAAUCCAUCUUGCAAUGAGUGAAAAACCCUCGCAAAGUAAACCUAUCAUUGUCAGGAAUAAAGAAUCCGAAGUGGAUAUUUACACGGCGGUAGCAAAAUAUGAAGAAAAGCAAACAUCUAAUCGAGAUGAAAAUAAUGAUUCUGCAAUCUACUUUAAUACUUUACAUAAAUGGCAAGACAUAAUGAAAUGGAAUUAUGAGUUAAAAAACAAGGAAAACUCACCAAAAGAAAAACUUGAAGAAUACAAAAAUGAUGUGAUACAUUUAUUUUUAAUUUUAAAAAAGUUAAACAGACUUGAUAAAAUACGCUCGAAACAAAAGAAAGAUUUAUUAAAUAAAAAAAAACAAGAGAUUGAUAGUAAACAUUUACAGCAAGAAAAUCUUCUAAACGAAUUGUUUUAUUUAAAAAAAGAAAUAUCCAAGUGCCUUCAAUACAAAUCUAGUGAUACUGAUAUUGAUCUUGUACCAUUAGAAACAUUUUGUUUAGAGUCGCCAGAUUCAGCCGAUUAUAUUGAUAAAUUAAAAAGUGGACUGAUUAAUGAACACGAUUUACAUAUAAAACGUCUGCAAUGGGAAUUUGAACAGAGGCAAACUCAACAACAACAGUGUGAUGAAGUAGAAAAAAAUAAAGAAAUUAUACUUUCUGAAAUUCAGGAAGAGAGCAGGAUAUUACAAAGUAUUUUACCUAUGCUUAAAGACAUACGCACGGCUGCUCAACCUUUACAACAAAGUUUUGGAUUAGCUCCUUGUCAAGCAAGAUCAUAUGCAGAUAUUGUGAAUCUAUUGCCCAAGCCCUUAUAUUAUUUAUACAUACAAACAGAUGCAUAUAGGGUAGCUUGCAAAUCAAAAUUCACUGUUUCAAUUAAUGGUGAUGAAGAAGAAGCUAGAAGAUUUGAUUCUAAUAAGAAUAACGUUGUUGAUACUAACUCUGAUGAGGAAGUAGAUGUGCCUAAACCAAAAAAACGUCAUCAUAAGAAAUCACGAACAGAUACAAAAUCUGUACAACAAAAAAGUUUACUUUCAAAACAUCCUCUAUCGGUUAAAUUAACAUUAAGUUUAAAAAACAAUACUCAGUUUGUUAUGGAAUUUUUUUAUUUGGUUAAUUUAAAUUUAAUUACUGUUACUGUUACCUCAUCUUGGUCUGGAUUUUCUUCAUCCUACUCAAGAGAAUUGCUUUCACCAAGUUCUAUACUUGAUGCAUUGUUCUCAGGUGAUAAUGGCAAAGAAAGUCCUCAUAUAGUGAACUUCCAUCAAUUAGAAGAAGAAAAAACUGAAUUCAACACUAUGGAGGUAGGAAAACCUUACAUUUGGGCUCAAAGUAUAUGUGGCUUGGAUUUUUUAAAUCCUAAUGUACCUGAUUUUUUAAUUUCAAGAAAUCAUAUUGCUCAAGUAUUAAAGGCAAUUAAUAAUCGCCUUAAAACUCGACUUUCAUUGAUUACUCAGCUAGACUGUAGUGACUUAGAACGAAGGUUCAGUGUAAAUGGAGUUAAUUUAACUUCAGUUUUAUCCCCAUGGAAUACAAUGGCAUGGGAAAAUUUUAUUAAACUUGAAUAUUGUAAACCACAUGUUGAAUUUGGAACAGUGACAGAAAAUGAUUUAUUAUUUAAACGUGUAGUAAAUUAUAAAACAGCAACACUGACUGUGGUGAUGGUAAUUAAAUGUGAUUACCCAAAGAGUAAUCCUAUUUUCACACUUCAACUAAAUAUGCCAACUACAAAUGAAGGAAUGUCUGUUUUAAAUUCUACAAAUAAUAAUUCUGUUAGAGAAUUGGAGAGAGAAAUUAAUGUUUUUCAUGAACAAAUUGAAGAUGAAGAUAUUAAUGAAAUGUUAAUCAACAUAAUUGGUCGUCUUGUUGUUUGUUUUGAAGUGAUGAUGGAGACCUGGGGACAUUCAGAUUUUCCCAAAACUAAAACAAUUUUAUACAACAUAAGGGGUCGAGCUAGAAAUCAUCCAUUCAAGGCUGUUAAACAUCAUUCAGGAAUUAUUUUUGAACACCGUUAAACAUUUUAUAUUUAUUUAAGAUGUACGAAUUCUAUAAUAUGCACAUCUUAUUGAGUAUUAAAUAUAUGGUUUUUGUGUUUUUGUAUAUGAUACAUGUUAUAGUACAAUAUAUGAAUGCUAGAAGUUCCAUUGUAAUUAUUUAAGAUUUUUCAAAUUUUAAUUAAAAGAGAUGUAGAUUUUAAAAAUUAUUCUUUAAACAUAAGACAUUAGUAUUUUAAACUUUGUAAUUCAUACAAUUUCUUUCAAUUAUAUACAUAAAUUCCAAAAUUACUUAAUAAUAUUUACCAAGUGUAUUAAUAAAAUAAACUUGAUUUUAACAUGUAUUUUAUUUAUAUUA